Messenger RNA from Polychytrium aggregatum, 893 nucleotides. Its product is annotated as delta subunit of GMP phosphodiesterase. Bases 306 to 737 code for a protein of 143 amino acids. NCBI's taxonomy places the organism in Eukaryota, Fungi, Chytridiomycota, Chytridiomycetes, Polychytriales. The transcript has 6 exons. Gene Ontology annotation, cellular component: cytoplasm. The record is from RefSeq and is a predicted model, not a curated record.
GGGAGAAUGGCCAUGCGCACAGAGCAGGCUCGGCGGAUCCCGCAAGCGACCCACAUUCCCACAGCGACAGGAUCGCCGUUUGAGGGCGGAGGGCUUUCCGCGAGACUGGGUCUGGCCAUCACUCGAUCACGUUGAUCUGGCCACCUUCCAUCGAGCGGUCUAUUCUUCACGCGCACACAAACUCUGGGCCGCCGGAUCGCUCCUCCUUUGAGCAGCGAAAAUCUUCUCCGUCACCCUCAUCUCCAUCGACAUCGUCAGCACUUCGACCCAUACUCAGCCGCCGAGGCGCACGCUGCUCCCAUCCGAUGAAUACCAAGUUUCGAAUAAACUCGAUGAACCUGAGGGACGCCGACACCGGCAAGCUCGUUUGGGACUCUGGCGACUGGGCUGCGUUGCAAGCCAAUGCUCAGGGCAUCGUUGAAGCACAUGUCCCAAAAUCGGUGCUGAAAUGCAAGGCCGUGGCAAGGGAGCUGGAUUUCACAAGCGAGGAUCUUAUCGAUCAGCUCAGAGUCGAGCAGCGCGUGCUUGUCCACGGCGACAGCGUUGAGGAUUGGAACUUUUCCUUUGGAUUUGUUAUUCCGGGAUCGACCAACACCUGGCAGACGGUCCUGAGUGCCGCCGAGGAGAGUGAGAUGAUUCCGGCUGAGAUCCUCAGCGGAAACACGAUCAUCGAGACGGCGUUUUUUGAUGGCGAUAAGGCGAUAUGCCGGCUGAGUGUCCGGGUUUACUACGAAUGAGAGAGACGACACCCACACUCAGCCCACGGCCGUCAUUCAGAGAUCCACAAGUCCUGUUGCCCCCCCCCCAUAUUACCCGCUCACCACCAGUCGCUCGGUCCAUUUCAGCGCGAUACCAGGUACAGCAAAUACAGAGACCUAUUGAUUUCAUCCAAA